GGCACAUAUGUCUGCAAAAAAAAUGUCUGGCAUAUAUGAAUUGGAAGUUUUUUCAGUUUUUUUGGAGCAAUAUGAAUUGAAAGAUAAAAACUUAAAGAUCAAGAACUGGGUUAAUAAUUUUGGCACACCCUUGUGCAGAACUAAGAACGAAUCAGUGGAACAAAGGCUUCUGAGAUCAGAAGAACAAGACUCUGCUAAUUUGACAAGCAGGAUUUGGACAGAGUCUAAGAAGAUAUGGAGGGUUGCCUUCCCUGGAAUGGUGGCUAGAGUGACUUCUUUCGGAAUCAUAGUGGUGACUCAGUUUUUUCUUGGUCACAUCGGCGAGUUGCAGCUAGCUGCAUAUGCAAUUGAACAAACCUUCUUCGUGCGAUUUGUUAUGGGGAUAAUGAUUGGCAUGUCAAGCGCAACUGAAACAUUAUGCGGACAAGCAUUUGGAGCUGCACAAUACCACAUGUUGGGAAUAUAUUUGCAGCGAUCAUGGAUCGUUGAUCAUACUCUUACGACGAUAUUGCUCCCUCUCUUCAUCUUCGCCACACCAAUUUUGAAACUAAUUGGGCAGGAGGAGGAUAUAGCAACAGCAGCUGGAAAAAUCUCUCUAUGGUUCAUUCCUUUCCUCCACAACUUUGUGUUUGACUUGACAAUGCAAAUGUACUUGCAAUCCCAGAUGAAGAACUGUAUUAUUGGAUGGUUUUCUGCUAUUUCCUUCGUGAUUCAUGUAUUUUUGAGCUGGUUUUUUGUGAUCAAACUUGACUGGGGGAUCAAUGGAGCAAUGGGUGCAUUGAACAUUUCUGCUUGGUUAAUUCUCAUUGGACAAUUUGUGUACAUUUUCGGAGGGUGGUGUCCUAACACUUGGAAAGAGUUUACCACUGCUGCCUUUUCCGAUCUCCUUCCCGUCGUCAAGCUCUCAAUUUCCUCCGGUUUGAUGCUUUGCUUAGAACUUUGGUACAAUUCUAUUCUAGUACUUGUGGCUGGAUAUAUGAAAAACGCAGCCGUUGCAAUAUCAGCUUUCUCCAUUUGCCUUAAUGUCAGUGCGUGGCAAUUUAUGAUCUGCCUUGCAUUCUUAGCAGCUGCAAGCGUGCGUGUAUCGAAUGAAUUGGGGAGGGGAGAUGCGAAGGCUGCAAAAUUUGCCAUUAAAGUCGUUCUUUUCACUUCAAUAUGUAUUGGAGUGGUAUUCUGGAUUUUGGCGUUAAUCUUCGGUCGAGAAAUUUCAUAUAUUUUCACAGAGAGUGAGGAAGUUGCAGAUACUGUUUCAGACCUCUCCGUUCCACUUUCAUUCACUUUGUUAUUCAACAGCAUUCAGCCAGUACUCUCCGGAAUAACUGUAGGUUCCGGUCAACAAAGUGUUGUUGCAUAUAUUAACUUGGGAAGCUAUUAUGGCGUUGGCAUACCCUUAGGAGUUGUGCUUGGAUACGUCGCUCAUCUUCAAGUCAAGGGUUUGUGGAUUGGAAUGCUGUGUGGAGUACUAACGCAGACAAUUAUCUUAUCUUGCCUCGUAUGGAAGACUAAUUGGGAUGAGCAGGUAAAGAAGGCGUCAGAACGUCUCAACCAUUUGUUUUUGGAUCUAUCAAAAUCUGAUGAUAGUUCUGCAAAUUCUUAAUAUAAAAUUUAUUUGAAGGGAGCAUAGUUUAAAAUAUGUGAUGGAAAUCUCAUUGAUUGAGAUUAUGAAAUUUCCUUAAACAACUAUUUUUAUCUUUAUGCUCUUGUUUUUUGCAUUGAAGUUGCUUGGAUCUUUAUUUUUUUAUUUGCACCA
Hevea brasiliensis (rubber tree) is the source of this 1750-nucleotide messenger RNA. Its product is annotated as protein DETOXIFICATION 24-like. NCBI's taxonomy places the organism in Eukaryota, Viridiplantae, Streptophyta, Magnoliopsida, Malpighiales, Euphorbiaceae. Gene Ontology annotation, molecular function: antiporter activity; xenobiotic transmembrane transporter activity. The transcript is spliced from 8 exons. Gene Ontology annotation, cellular component: membrane. The coding region runs from base 8 to 1597 and encodes 529 amino acids. The record is from RefSeq and is a predicted model, not a curated record. Gene Ontology annotation, biological process: xenobiotic detoxification by transmembrane export across the plasma membrane.